CCAACCGGUAAUCAUGAACCGGUCAAGAAGAAACCCAUGGUCACACCGAACGAAGCCCUUGCGAAGUACUUGGAUAUUCGCGAAGAUUCCGCAAGAAGUGUAUAUUGGAAGGAAAUCCGAUUUAGAUUAGGUUGGGAUGAAUUGCCGACAAUACUGUUACACUACCUGCAUACAUCUCAAUUGCGAAAGGUAGCCAACAAAAGGGCUUUUGCUUCACUGCGAGCGCGAGGCUUAUCUUUUGACGAUGUCAAGGACUGGGCAAGGAUUGUCUUGGAAGACAACGCUGACGAGAGGGUACAUUUGUUCUUCUCUACGUUGUCCUAUUAUCCUUCUUUCCUGUUUCUGGAAAUUUGCCGAAGAGAUAUACUACGCGUUCAUACUCUUAAAACAAUACUAGUCCACGCAUGGGACCAGAUUUUGUAUGAAAAUGAGCUCAGUUCAAAGUCUCUAACUUCGCCGGACUCUCUGACACCACUACGCAACUUCGAAGAUAAUUCGUUCUCAGUCCUCUUGCAUCGUCUGCUGCAUCAGUGCCGUCAAAUAUGGCCUCCGGGAAUGGUCACAGUGGCGCACAUGGUGGGUCUAUACAUUGACAGUCUCUCGAUUGAUCGUAUACACGGCUCCAGGACCCCAAAUCCCGAUAGGUAUCGACAAAUGUGCCGGUUGCAGAAUCGCCUUCUCCAGGCGCUUGCAUUACCAGCCAGAGCUGAGCCAUAUCAGGCUAUGGUGUACAACUGGUCUGCUCAAAAAAUUAUUCUGGGGCUUGCUAGCACGUUUUCUCCUCCUUUGAUGCUCGACCAACCCGCUUAUCAAGCUGUCAUAAAUGUGCUUACAGCAUCCAAGAAAUCUUCAUUGGAAUCCAGAUCCGCAAAACUUCGAGCUAGGACUUGGCCACCCUGGCGAAUAGAGCAAGAUGGCAUGGAUGCCCAACGGAAGCUGGAGGAAGACUUCAGCAGGACCAUAGUAGCAUUGAUGCGUAAGAGAGAAUCCGGAUACUCCGAUGCUUCAUAUGAUCAUAUCAUGAGCAUAUUGGGUGGUCAGGAGCCGGAUGGGACGCCAACGAUACAAACACGAGCUAUUGUGAAAAACAGAUCUCACCUCGGCCAGAAUACUCCGGAGCGUCUACAAUCUAGAACAUGGGCUGCGAGAGUUGAAGCAACUCGGGAUGUACAAGAAGCGUGGGCUGCCUUUACAGAAUACACGAAGCAACGUGGAAGGCCGGGAGCUCGCAUGUAUUAUGCAAUGUUUCGAAAGCUUUCUUACGAAAACAGAAGACUAGGAGCACAACCGCACGAGCAUGCUGGUGCGCCUGGAGACGGGCGAGAAGUGUUGCCUGUCCUUGAUGACAAUAUCACAGACUUCUAUAGGUCGCGGCUACAACCACCUACACAGCAAGAGCUCUAUCGGGACAUGCUUGCGCAUGGCGUGCUACCUUCUAGCCAACUCUUGAGCUUCCUAGUACGACGCGCUUCUUCAAUCGAACAGGGUUUGAUGUAUCUCUAUGACAGUGGACUAAGCAAGCUUGGUCUGGAAUAUUUACAUGGCGGGGAUUUUUAUACUUUACCUUCGUCGGAAGUCCGCGCUAAAGUUCGUGAAGAUCUCGUGAAAGUUGUACCAUCACGCACAAUAACAGACUUCAUAAUACUUCUAUGCCGAUUUGCUCCCCGUGCUGUUCAGGUCCCCAGAGAUGGAGGCACAGACGGACAACCAUCGAAUAAUACUGGUUCGGAAAUGGUUUGGGUUGUUCGUGAGGUAUGGAGUGGCAAUUCUCGUCACGCAAUAUUUUCUCAACCCCUACAGCACGCUGCAUACCUCCUCAAAGCAUCAGGCAUGUUGCAAAGGUAUGCCUGGUAUGCGCUUUGGCAAGCUCUGUCGCAACGGAACAUUGUCUUGUUUCCUCAGUUGUGUAGCGACCCGAAGAACUUCGAGCUUGCCUGGCGCCUAACAGCUGCUGCUCUGCAAGAAUUUCAGCACCUUGGUCUUGAGCUAGAUCCUCAUGGAUUCAGGUACAUUUGCGAUACAUUCACGAAGUAUGCAAAAGCGUACAGCAAAAUGACUGGGCGCCAUCUAGAGAAAGUGCUUGAGGCUGCGGACAUUGUUAAGACUGAGUUCAAGAAACUUAUCAUCUGCAAUGAGCCCUCCCAUCACAUGCUACCACACUUUGCACAUUCGAUUCAUGGGGUUCAUUUACAUGCUUUCGUCCGCAGCAUGGCAAGUGUCGAAAAUUAUGGCGAAAUCAUCCUCAUGCUUGAAUGGAUGGUGCAGAAUCAUGCCGAGCUCGCGACUGUGGCGGAGCAGACUGCAAAUGGCGCAAGGCAUCUCAGGCGAACUCUCAUAGCAUCCAAAGUCUUCUGUGAAGGUACCUCUCAUGAAGCCCGAGCUCGUGCAUUGAUAGAGGAAGUCAAGAUUUGGGAUGGAUGGCCAACCGACGAUGAAGUCGCGAAAUAU
Mollisia scopiformis is the source of this 2448-nucleotide messenger RNA. RefSeq lists its product as uncharacterized. NCBI's taxonomy places the organism in Eukaryota, Fungi, Ascomycota, Leotiomycetes, Helotiales, Mollisiaceae. The annotation marks the transcript as partial. The transcript is spliced from 2 exons. The record is from RefSeq and is a predicted model, not a curated record.